GCCUGCCUGUGGCUUCCUAAGGACCCAUCCUUUAUCUGCACAAGUCUUACUAGUAUGAAGUCCACUCUAGAGGUGGCUUCUUCAGCCAGGGGCGUCCUGGAUCUUUCCAGACUCCUUUGCAAUGCUGCCUGAUGCGGUGACUUCAUUGCUUUCCCAGCCUGGCGCUUGGCAGGCUGUCUCCCUUCCUUCCUUCCCCAUCUCCCUCUCUUUUCUCCCACGGCCCAUCUGCCCCUCCUUCCCUCCACCCCCCUCUCCGCUCUGCUCCCCUUUAUUUCCACUCCCCACCCGCGUGGCUUUGCGCUCCCUCUCUCUCCCCCUUGACUUGUCUGUAUUUGGAGCUCCCGGAAGCCUGCGGCUCUCCCCGGGAGCAGCGUGACCGACACCGACUCCCAUUCAGGGGAGGGAGGAGGGGAGAAGGGCUGACGGGAGGAGGUCGCGAGUGGCGGGCCACGGAUUUGGCAUCGCGGGGACAAGACCCCAGGACGCCCAAGCAGAAUGGAGGCAAUGCAGGGAUUGGUGGAGAGACUGGAACAGGCAGUCGGCCGACUGGAGUUGCUGUCUGCGGUGUCACACCGGCCUCCUGGGAACUGUGGGGAAAUUAACGGUGUCAACGGAGGUGUGGCCCCCUCGGUGGAAGCCUUUGAUAAGCUGAUGAACAGCACGGUGGCGGAGUUUUUAAAGAAGAGUAGGAUCCUCGCUGGCGAUGUGGAAACUCAUGCAGAAAUGGUGCACAGUGCUUUCCAGGCCCAGCGGGCUUUCCUCCUCAUGGCCUCCCAGUACCAACAACCCCAGGAGAAUGACGUGGCUGCACUUCUGAAACCAAUAUCGGAAAAGAUUCAGGAAAUCCAAACUUUCCGAGAGAGGAACCGGGGCAGCACCAUGUUUAACCAUCUCUCAGCCGUCAGCGAAAGCAUCCCUGCGCUGGGGUGGAUAGCUGUGUCCCCCAAACCCGGUCCUUAUGUCAAGGAGAUGAAUGAUGCCGCCACCUUUUACACUAACAGGGUGUUAAAGGACUACAAACACAGCGAUUUACGCCAUGUAGAUUGGGUGAAGUCAUAUUUGAACAUCUGGAGUGAGCUUCAAGCAUACAUCAAGGAACACCACACCACAGGCCUUACUUGGAGCAAAAUAGGUCCGGUGGCCUCAGCCGCAGCCACGCUGUCUGCCCUCUCCCCUGGGCCUGGCCUUCCGCCUCCCCCGCCUCCUCCACCUCCUCCCGGGCCACCUCCACUUUUCGAGAAUGAAGGCAGCCAAGCGCAGUCCUCCCCUUCACGCUCAGCUUUAUUUGCACAACUGAACCAAGGGGAGGCCAUUACGAAAGGGCUGCGGCACGUCACGGAUGCGCAGAAGACAUACAAGAACCCCAGCCUGCGAACUCAAGGAGGACAAACUGCAUCUCCCACCAAAAGCCACUCCCCGGGCCCCAAGGCUCCCCAGUCACGUCCUCUUCAGAAACAUGCCCCUGUGUUCGAGCUGGAAGGGAAGAAGUGGAGAGUGGAGUACCAAGAGGACAGGAAUGACCUUGUGAUUUCAGAGACUGAACUGAAACAAGUGGCUUACAUUUUCAAGUGUGACAAGUCUACCCUACAGAUAAAAGGGAAAAUAAAUUCCAUUACAAUUGACAACUGUAAGAAGUUUGGUCUGGUGUUUGACAAUGUGGUGGGCAUUGUGGAAGUGAUCAACUCUAAGGAUAUUCAGAUGCAGGUCAUGGGGAAAGUGCCAACAAUUUCCAUUAAUAAGACAGAAGGCUGCCACAUAUACCUCAGUGAAGAUGCAUUAGACUGUGAGAUAGUGAGUGCCAAGUCAUCUGAAAUGAAUAUACUUAUCCCUCAGGACGGUGAUUAUAGAGAAUUCCCUAUUCCUGAACAAUUCAAGACUGCAUGGGAUGGAUCCAAGUUGGUCACUGAACCUGCAGAAAUUAUGGGUUAACCUCCAGAGAGACCAGACCCCCUGACCUGUAUCACCCCACCCCACCCCUCAAAAAAAAAAGCAGCGUUAAAGACCUAGAAGUUGCAGUCGCUCCUACUGCUUUAGCAGUGGCCUCCAACAAUUCUGUGCUAUAGAAACAGCAUCAUUUCUGGCAUGCUUUCAUGGGCAUUUUGAAAUAUUUAACAUUUCUUCAUGAUUUGCUUUUGUGUAUGACUUGAGUUCCAAUGAUAACUUGUGAGCAUUAUGCAUUUAAAGGGGAAAAAAAGAAUUCUGUUCCCUUCAUAUCAUUAGCACAGUAGCUGAUAAGUAAAAAUAUUGCAUGGUUCACUUUUGCACUUAUGUUUAAUUGCUAGCUGGAAAAUAAAACCUUCGAGAAUCUAAGAUGUACAUUUUUACCUUUAAGACAAUCUCAACAUGAUGUAGCAGUAGUAUGCUCUGAAAAAUUUGCCUUUUUUUUCUUAUUUUUACCACAUGUUCACCUUUAUCAGCAUGGAUACACUGUCAGCAUGAACACAUAUUUCAACCCAUGUUUUUACAGAACAAAAGAAAAUCCCAUACAAAGGACUAUAUCCAGUUUCUUGGUCUUUGGGACACCUGUAUUCUUUGCAGUUACUAAAAACCAAAAGUCAGGUCUCAUGAUCUGUCUUAAAUAUUUCCACCUGUCGUUUGGAAAACUUGUCGUUUGGCAUAAAGAUUUUUAUGCCAAAAAAUUGAUGAGUGGAAGCUGAUAUGUUACCUUACAAUUUUGCACUAAGAUCAAGCUCAAUUUUUGUUUUCCAAUUAUGCACCUGUUAAAUAUCAGAUGCCUUGUAAGUGAUGUCUUUAAUGUUAUAUUAUAGACCACUUUCUUCUUUUCCACUUGCCAGACUUGCUAACCAGUCUCAAAAACAAACAUGAAAAAGCCAUAAAUGUAUUACUUCUUCCAAAACCCAAGGAAUCGUUUGUUGGUUUGGCUUGCUGCUCCUAUUUUGUAGUAUUGAUAGUACAUGCUUUUUCAACAUAGUAUGAUACUCUUUUGUAUGUUUUUAGUACAUAGGGAUGAAAACCUGCAACUUCUUAGAUCAGAUAUACUGAGUUAUAGUAUAAUGCUUGCAGACCAAACACAAGCAUAUAUAUUGUGCCUAUUACAGCCUUUGGAAUACAUUGUUUCUGUUUUUUUAAAUAUCUCUAUAUCCAUAUGGAAUUAAAAUUACUAAUGCUCCUGUACCAAGGUUUUGCAAUAAAAGUUUUGUCUAUAUGAAUAAUGUUGUGGCUUUAGUAAAUAUCUUUUUUUCAAAUGUAAAUUUAUUAUGAAAUAAAGUAAUAUUCUAAUUGUUUAAAUGCUA
Molecule: messenger RNA, 3254 nt
Organism: Myotis davidii
Lineage: Eukaryota; Metazoa; Chordata; Mammalia; Chiroptera; Vespertilionidae
Gene: CAP2
Product: CAP, adenylate cyclase-associated protein, 2 (yeast)
Exons: 13
Coding region: 496-1929 (477 amino acids)
Biological process (GO): cell morphogenesis; cytoskeleton organization; regulation of adenylate cyclase activity
Cellular component (GO): cytoplasm
Molecular function (GO): actin binding; adenylate cyclase binding
Source: RefSeq, a predicted model, not a curated record